AUGCGCAGUGUAUGUCAGACUACAUUUUUACCUCGGUAGCAACGGUCAACAUGCGUUCCCUAGUAUUAUUCGCCCUCCUCUCAGUGGCUGCGGCCAAGCCUAAGCCUGGAGGUCUUCUCGGAGGUUAUGAUGGAUGGGAUGGAGGGCUAAGUUAUGGACACGGGGCACUCACAAUCGCACAGCCCGCCCUCACUGUAGCGCAUGCCCCUGUGAUCCAAGCCGCCCCAGUGGUCCACGCCGCCCCAGUGGCCAUCGCGGCCAAAGCGGCCACUAGCUACUCAUCCUUCCAGAGAGUGAUCCAUCCAGCAGUAGCGCAUCAAGUAGUGGCCCAACCCGUGGUCCACGCUGCCCCAGCUGUGGUCGCCCAACCAGUGGUCCAUGCCGCCCCACUGGCCAUCUCGCAUGCCCCCAUCGCCUCCUACGGCUCCAUCGGCUCCAUCGGUCAUGGCUGGGGCCACGGCUGGUAGGGUAGUGUAUGUUAAAUGUAAAUAAUUGUUCACGUCAGAUCGUUGUAGCGCGUUGAGAUCAUGCCCAGAGUGUCGGGGUGGUGCAAAUAAAAUAAAUAAAUAUUUAUAUCAGUAUUUUUA
Messenger RNA from Maniola jurtina (meadow brown), 587 nucleotides. Its product is annotated as cuticle protein 63-like. The transcript has 4 exons. The record is from RefSeq and is a predicted model, not a curated record. NCBI's taxonomy places the organism in Eukaryota, Metazoa, Arthropoda, Insecta, Lepidoptera, Nymphalidae. Bases 12 to 467 code for a protein of 151 amino acids.